This is a messenger RNA of Aspergillus sclerotioniger CBS 115572, 1560 nucleotides long. Its product is annotated as putative PHD finger domain protein. Gene Ontology annotation, cellular component: Rpd3L complex; nucleus; Rpd3L-Expanded complex. The transcript has a single exon. The record is from RefSeq and is a predicted model, not a curated record. NCBI's taxonomy places the organism in Eukaryota, Fungi, Ascomycota, Eurotiomycetes, Eurotiales, Aspergillaceae. The coding region runs from base 205 to 1461 and encodes 418 amino acids. Gene Ontology annotation, biological process: regulation of DNA-templated transcription.
CAUUUUGAACGUGUACAUACAUAGCCUACCCAUCGAUUUUCAUCCGCUACGACCUCGCCGGGAUACACUCCAUCGUGAUUUGACCGUCCGUUUCGCACAUUCCCCGUACACGCGCAUCCGAUCGCGGUCCGAAGCCCCUCGAUAGCGGCAUCAUCUCGAGACCCGACCGUAACGGGAACUACAUACAACCAGUGACCACACAAGAUGUCGCAGGGUCAGGAUGACCCCGCGGCGGUUCUGGAACUAUUCGUUCAUGAUGUGGCAAACCUUCCCGCUGAGAUUAACCACCUGAUGGAAGAAAUCCAGGCCAAGGAUAAGAUCAUCCAGGAAUGCCGCACGACAAUCAACUCCCGCGACACCAGUCUCCAGAAGUUCAUCAAACUAAACGGCAGCUUAACACCCAACCCGAAGGAGGAACAGUACGGAAAGGCCAUAUUACAAAACCUCGACAAGUCGCAACAGUUACAGGAUGAAAAGAUCCAGCUGAGUGAGAAAGCGUGUGUGUUGCUGGACCGACACAUCAGAAAAUUGGAUAUCGCCAUCCAUAAACUCCAGAGUAACGGCAUGCUCUCGGACGAUCCUCCUUUCCCUUCCCUCUUCAACAACAAAGAUCAGUAUCGCGAUCCGCCAAAGAUCUUCUUCCCUGAUUCCACCGUCGAAAAUUCCUCCUUCUCCUCCGCUCUCAAUGGCUCCUCCGGGAAUGCCAAUGUCAUAUUAGGCGCCACUCAGAGACUGAAUACACUGGGCCGGAAUAUCGCCGCUGUCGGCUUGAACUCUCCCAAUGCUGUACGAAGCUCUGCCCCAGCAACACCCUCCGGUACAAUCCAUUUCCAACGACAACAAAGAGAGUUAUCGGCCGGCGCAGUGGAAACCAAACGGCGGCGUCUCAAUAACUCAAUAGGGACGCUCCCCGCGGCAUCCUCGAACCUCCGACAAUCCUCUCUCGGCCCUGGCACCCCUAAAGCCGGUACCCCGGCUUCUAGUCGUGCGGGCAGUGCUGGACCGCGCUCGUCGGCCUCAACCAAGAAAGCCCUAACGAAGAAGGUUGCGCCGCAUCAGCAGCUCAAGAAGAUUAAAGCAUCCGGGCUCAAUGGGAAGCACACCAAGCGGUCAUCAAGCGCAAGCGGCCGUCUUAAGCUCGGUGGGACAAAGAAGUCCCCGUCUGCCCUUGGAGGAGACGAAGACGAGGACGACUCUAUGCUCAGCAGCGCCGAUAUUUCCGACUCGGAGAACGCUGAUGAGAGCAGACGAGAUGACGAUAUGGAUGAUGAGGAAGAAGACGAAGGCAACGAAGAUACCAAGGUGUACUGCACGUGUCGCAGCGUCAGCCAUGGAGACAUGGUUGCAUGUGACAACGAAGACUGCGAAUUUGAAUGGUUCCAUUGGAAGUGCGUGGGCUUGACCCGAGAACCAGUUGGGAAAUGGUACUGCCCUCAAUGUUCUGCUAAAUUGCAAGCUUAGUUAUAUAGUUAUACCCCCUUCUUUUCUGUAUUAUAACGACCACCUUCUUAUGACCCUCCAAUUCCAAACACAUAUCUAGCGAUAGAAGCAGGUAGUAGA